AUGACCUUCAAGAGCCACAUGGAAAGCCUUGCAAAAAAAGCUUCGCAGAAACCCGCAUCUUUCAAGAGGAUCAGUUGUCUGCAUGAUGGCAAAGGAAAGGAGCUCCUUUACAAGGCUCAAAUUCGAUCAACACUGGAAUACUCAUGUCUUUCCAGGGGAGGAGCAAACACCACACACCUCGGUAUUCUCGACAAAAUACAAGAAAGAGCGAAGAGAAUCAUCAAAGAUAGGACAUUGGACCUCCCACUAAACCUAGACAGCCUUCAACAACGGAGAGACGUAGCUGGCUUGACGACGAUGUAUUGCAUUCAUCGCCAAGAAGUCCCUCACUUGCAACCAGUGAGACUGCCAGGAAGGCGAGCUGUGCGCGCCACAAGAGGAGUGGAACAAGCACCUGCAGCUCUGGAUGAGCCUCGUUGUUGUACAGCACACUACCAGCGACAGUGGAAUGAGUUCAUUGGAAUUUUUGAUGCUGCAGCUUACUCCUUACAAAGUUUCAAAU
Messenger RNA from Penaeus vannamei (Pacific white shrimp), 502 nucleotides. The record is from RefSeq and is a predicted model, not a curated record. Lineage: Eukaryota; Metazoa; Arthropoda; Malacostraca; Decapoda; Penaeidae.